This is a messenger RNA of Aphanomyces invadans, 1668 nucleotides long. RefSeq lists its product as hypothetical. The transcript has 10 exons. The record is from RefSeq and is a predicted model, not a curated record. Lineage: Eukaryota; Oomycota; Saprolegniomycetes; Saprolegniales; Verrucalvaceae. Gene Ontology annotation, molecular function: calmodulin binding; small conductance calcium-activated potassium channel activity. Gene Ontology annotation, cellular component: plasma membrane. Gene Ontology annotation, biological process: potassium ion transmembrane transport. Bases 40 to 1311 code for a protein of 423 amino acids.
ACGCAUUCUGCUGUCACGUCGGGGAACUGGCACGUGUGCAUGGAGGCGGCAGUGACGUUGGAGGACGUCGCCAUUGUCGAGUCAUCGACUUCUUCCAUCCCGACCGUCAUCCGAUCUGCGCGUCGGAGAGAUGCUAUCGUCAACCGAGCCGACAUCUACCGCGCUCAAAUGGCUGAACGCGCGUCCAAGAACGACGUGAUGUGGUCCAGCACCGUUCGCGACCUAGGUGGACUGUAUGCCCUCAAGCUCCUCUAUGAAAAGCAGCGCACGCUCGAGAAUGCCAUGUUUUACCUCGCCAUCGUCAGCAUCGUUGCCGAAGCUGCUUCGUCUUACCUGCACGGACGUCUCCCCUGGACCACGAUCGCCGUGGAAACGACCAAGGGCAUCGUCACGGUGGCCACCGCUGCCCUGCUUGUCCUGCUUUUCCGCCGCUACAGUACACUCCCUUCUUUCUCUGCCUCUCGUCACUUCUCCCUCGAUUUAGCCUUGGCAGCUCGCAUCAAAGUCGCUUCGUCCAGCCUCCCAUCCGCGUCCAAGUUUUACCACACGCCGUUGGUCUGGGACUUUUGCAUCGAGUUGUCGCUCCUGCUCGUGCACAUUCCACCGGGACUUGGCCAGUACACGCUCCAGACGCUCGUCUACAUUUACGCCAAUUCUUUCUCGGUGACUCGCGAAGCUGCCGCCCCGCUGUGCCCCAAGUACCCCAUGUACGUCGCGUACAAUUGCUACGCCCCCACGACGAUCAGCAUCUCGCAAUUCGGCAUCGUUCUCGUGCCUCGCAUCUACCUCGUCGGGCGGUACAUUCGCAACGUGUUUGGGUUCAACACGAACGAAGUGAAACUCAUCGGUUCGCUUCAAAACGUCGACGCGGCGUCGGCUUGGUUUGUUCGCAAAUUUCUCUUUCGGUUUUACCCGGCCGCGUUUUCCGCGUUCAUUUUGAUCGCGCUUUGGACGCUCACGGCAUGGGCCGUCGAUCAAGCCGAACGCUCGAUUGCCAACGGGGACCUCGCCGAGUAUGUUGACGUCCUGUGGCUCGUCGUCGUUACGAUCAGCACGGUUGGGUACGGCGACUGCGCCGUCGUGGGGUUCCCGGGCCGCGUCUUCAUCGUGGUUGGCGGCGUCGUUGGCGGCGCGGCGAUUUGCUCCAUGUGCCGCGUGGUGGUGGUCGGAGCGCUGGCCAUCAGCCCCAACGAGCAAUGCGUGAUCGAUACCAUCAAGGAGCGUGAGGAAGUCCAACAAAUGCGAUCGCUUGCAGUCCACCUUAUCCAGGUACUCGACAACACAUGCAGCAUCGUGAGGGUGGUUUGUUAGGCCGAGUGGCGUCGCUACAAGCUCAUGUCAUGCAGUCCUGCGGGGCAGCUCCGCCAUGACGUCACCAAGGCGCUUCACACCGCCAGAGUGCUCAAAUAUAGAGUCAUGGCCCUCGCGAGAUCCAUGAGGCGCACGCACCAACGGCGCCAUCAAGGGCUGGAUGCGAUCUUGACCAAGUGGAAAGGCAAGGUCGAGCAAGAAAACGACAUGGACACCACUAGAUCGUCCUUUGGAACUUUAGACCGCACGGUUCGGCGGCACGACUUGGUCGUGAUAGCCACGUGCGACAAGGCCGUCGACAAACUGACUGCUGUGCUUGCAAAGCUAAGACAGCCACACGUUCAGUAACUCAGGUGG